AUGUCCGUUUCCAAACUCUUCCAGCCUAUCCAAGUCGGCAACCUCACACUGAACCACCGUAUGGUGCUUGCCCCGCUGACGCGAAACAAAGCGUCGGAGAAAGGACAUGUUCCAUACGUUUCCGUCGUGAAGGAGUACUACUCGCAGAGAGGUAGUGAUCCUGGCACGCUCCUCAUCACGGAAGGAACCUUCAUCGCCCAUAAAGCUGGAGUUUUCAAAUAUGCGCCCGGCCUGUGGACACAAGAACAGCUAGACGCGUGGAAGGAGGUAACCGACGCCGUCCAUGCCAAGGGCAGUUUCAUCUUUUGCCAGCUCUGGGCCUUAGGACGUGCGGCAGACUGCUCCGCUCUCCAAGAGGAAGACCCUUCUCUUGAUCUCGUUGGUCCCUCCCCAAUCAAAAUUAUCAACUCUUCCGAUACCCCGCGCGCGCUCACUAUCGAUGAAAUCCACGAGUAUCACCAACUUUACGCACGUGCAGCCUCUGAUGCUGUGAACAAGGCUGGUUUUGAUGGUGUCGAAAUCCACGGUGCGAAUGGAUACCUCGUCGACCAGUUUCUACAGGACGUGUCCAACCAGCGUACGGAUGAAUACGGAGGGAGCAUUGAGAACCGUGCUCGAUUUGGGUUAGAAGUUAUCGACGCAGUUGUCAAAGCUGUUGGUGCGCAGCGUACAGCCAUUAGAAUGAGCCCGUGGUCGACAUUCAUGGACAUGGGCAUGAAGGACCCCGUCCCCACUUUCUCGUAUUAUGUCUCCCAGAUCAAGGAGAGACACUCGGACCUGGCGUAUAUCCAUCUUGUAGAACCGAGGGUUACGGGCAUCACGACCAGGAGCCUCGAUGAGAUAGAUGCACGCGAGUCAAAUGACUUUAUACGCGACAUAUGGGCGCCGAGACCACUCAUCUCAGCAGGGGCAUAUACUAGAGAAAGUGCGAUGGAGACUGCUGAUACCAAAGGAGAUAUAAUUGCGUUUGGGCGAUAUUUCAUUUCGAAUCCGGACAUCACUGUAAAACUGAAGAAGAACUGGCCCCUGACGCCGUAUAACCGUUCGACGUUCUACUUGACCGGAGAAGUAGCCACAGGAUAUAUAGACUAUCCCUUUUCUUCUGCUGAAUAG
Molecule: messenger RNA, 1113 nt
Organism: Desarmillaria tabescens
Lineage: Eukaryota; Fungi; Basidiomycota; Agaricomycetes; Agaricales; Physalacriaceae
Exons: 3
Coding region: 1-1113 (370 amino acids)
Molecular function (GO): NADPH dehydrogenase activity; FMN binding
Source: RefSeq, a predicted model, not a curated record